GCACGGCGGUCGCUCCUUCCGGUGUCCUUCCCGGCGGGGGCGGCGGCGGGGCGACCAUGGCGCAGAACCUGAAGGACCUGGCAGGGCGGCUGCCGACCGGGCCCCGCGGCGUCGGCACCGCGCUUAAGCUGCUGCUGGGCGCCGGUGCCCUGGCCUAUGGCGUGCGAGAGUCCGUCUUCAUUGUGGAGGGCGGCCAGCGCGCCAUCUUCUUCAACCGCAUCGGCGGCGUGCAGCAGGACACCAUCCUGGCCGAGGGGCUGCACUUCAGGAUCCCCUGGUUCCAAUAUCCCAUCAUCUACGACAUCCGAGCGCGGCCGCGGAAAAUCUCCUCCCCCACCGGUUCCAAAGACCUGCAGAUGGUGAACAUCUCCCUGCGGGUGCUGACGCGGCCCAACGCCGCCGAGCUGCCCAGCAUGUACCAGCGCCUGGGGCUGGACUACGAGGAGCGAGUGCUGCCCUCCAUCGUCAACGAGGUGCUCAAGAGCGUCGUGGCCAAGUUCAACGCCUCGCAGCUCAUCACGCAGAGGGCCCAGGUGUCUCUGCUCAUUAGGAGAGAGCUGACAGAGAGAGCCAAGGAUUUCAGCCUCAUCCUGGAUGAUGUGGCUAUCACAGAGCUCAGUUUCAGCCGUGAAUACACAGCUGCUGUGGAGGCUAAGCAAGUGGCCCAGCAGGAGGCACAGCGUGCCCAGUUCCUGGUGGAGAAGGCCAAGCAGGAGCAGAAGCAGAAGAUAGUUCAGGCUGAAGGAGAAGCGACAGCUGCCAAGAUGCUCGGGGAAGCUCUCAGCAGGAAUCCAGGCUACAUCAAGCUACGUAAGAUCCGAGCUGCUCAAAACAUCUCAAAAACGAUUGCUGCCUCACAAAACCGUGUGUAUCUCACAGCAGAUAACUUGGUACUGAACCUGCAGGAUGAGGCCUUCACCAGGUAAAGG
Molecule: messenger RNA, 929 nt
Organism: Melospiza georgiana
Lineage: Eukaryota; Metazoa; Chordata; Aves; Passeriformes; Passerellidae
Gene: PHB2
Product: prohibitin 2
Exons: 8
Coding region: 57-926 (289 amino acids)
Biological process (GO): mitochondrion organization
Cellular component (GO): mitochondrion; membrane
Source: RefSeq, a predicted model, not a curated record